CCCGGGCAGCGCGCGUUCGCUGCCUCGUUAGCUUCGGGAUGAUCGGCCAGAAGACCCUCCACUCCUUCUUCUCCCCGGGCCCCGUCAGCAAGCGACGCGAGCCCAGCCCCGAGCCGGCCGCCCCGGGGACCGGCUUGGCGGCUGCCGCUGAGGAGAACGGACAUGCGGCGGCGAACCCCGCCAAGAAGGUCCGGGCGGGAGAGAACGAGCCCGGCACGCCGCCCUCGUCGCCCCUGAGCCCCGAGCAGCUGGUCCGCAUCCAGAAGAACAAGGCCGCGGCCCUGCUCCGGCUCGCGGCCCGCAACGUGCCGGCGGGCUUUGGGGAGAGCUGGAAGAAGCAGCUGUGUGGAGAGUUCGGGAAGCCGUACUUUAUCAAGCUCAUGGGAUUUGUUACGGAAGAGAGGAAGCGUUACACUGUUUACCCACCCCCACACCAAGUCUUCACAUGGACCCAGAUGUGUGACAUACGAGAUGUGAAGGUUGUCAUCCUGGGACAGGAUCCAUAUCAUGGACCCAACCAAGCGCACGGGCUGUGCUUCAGCGUCCAGAGGCCUGUCCCGCCUCCGCCCAGUUUGGAAAACAUCUAUAAAGAGCUGUCCACAGACAUCGAAGGCUUUGUGCAUCCUGGCCAUGGCGAUCUGUCCGGAUGGGCCAAACAAGGCGUGCUGCUCCUCAACGCUGUGCUCACGGUGCGCGCCCAUCAGGCCAACUCCCAUAAGGAGAGGGGAUGGGAAGAGUUCACUGACGCCGUGGUGGCCUGGCUGAACCAGAACUCCAGCGGCCUCGUCUUCCUGCUCUGGGGCUCCUACGCCCAGAAGAAGGGCAGUGCCAUCGACAGGAAGCGGCACCACAUCCUGCAGACGGCUCAUCCGUCUCCCUUGUCAGUGCAUCGAGGGUUCUUCGGGUGCAGGCAUUUUUCUAAGACGAAUGAGUUGCUGCGCAAGUCUGGCAAGAAGCCCAUCGACUGGAAGGCGCUGUGACCUGGAGUUGAAUUCGUGGGUCACAAGAAGCUGCUGUUGAUUUGAUCCAUCUGUAACCAAGUCACAUCGGAACUUAAGUGCUGUGGACAUGGCAGGGGCUGCCCUUGGGCCCAGUGUCUUUCUCUGCACUCGCUCAGUUGAAGAUGUGAACUGAGGCAGGCCUGACUGUGGAUGUGGGAGAUCGACGGUGCCCUGGUGCUCUCUUCCUGCGCGGCCGCUGGCAGGCCAGGAGCACCUUUUUGAUAGAGCUGGUAGUUUGCUGCCUGCCGCUGCUGUUUACCUGUUAGGUCAGCUCACCUUGCCAGAUGUCGCUUGGGAAGACCCCCUGGGCCUGGUCUCUGCCAGAUGUGCUGUCCCCCUGAUCUUUCAGGGAGCCCUCAGUCCUCUGGUGAGGAUGAUUGUGAAGGUGUCCUCGCUGGGUGAGCCUUGGCACUCGGGGGCUGAGAGAAGGCGUCAGGUUCUGGUUGGUUCUGUUUAACUUGAGUGUGUCUUGAGGAAGUGGUAGAAGUUAAAUGCGAAAGUUGGGGAGGAAGGGGUUUCUGGGGUGUUCUUUUAACCGGGCGGAGGUGUUUUCCUCCAGAUAUCCUGACUUGAAGUUUUGUUUCUUUUUUUAAGGCAGCAGCGACUGCCACAUGCUGUAUUUUUAUGGGCUGAAGUCACUUGGCUAUGUUUUCUACAACACUGGAAGUUUUCUUCUAUUUUUUUAUAAUUUUUUUUAACGAAUAUGCUUAAGCAGGAAGAUACUUUUUCAAUCCUUUUAUAAGAGGCCAUCUUGAGUGUGUACUUCCAUCCCUGAUCUUGUUAGUGCUGGCUGAGUUAAUCCUGCGCAGAGUUGCUAAUAAAGGAUUGUUGAAGCUUCA
This is a messenger RNA of Ochotona curzoniae (black-lipped pika), 1840 nucleotides long. It is a transcript of the gene UNG, whose product is annotated as uracil DNA glycosylase. The transcript has 7 exons. NCBI's taxonomy places the organism in Eukaryota, Metazoa, Chordata, Mammalia, Lagomorpha, Ochotonidae. Gene Ontology annotation, cellular component: mitochondrion; nucleus. Gene Ontology annotation, molecular function: uracil DNA N-glycosylase activity. The record is from RefSeq and is a predicted model, not a curated record. Gene Ontology annotation, biological process: base-excision repair, AP site formation via deaminated base removal; base-excision repair. The coding region runs from base 39 to 980 and encodes 313 amino acids.